Cladocopium goreaui is the source of this 6024-nucleotide messenger RNA. The record is from the annotation of a GenBank genome assembly. NCBI's taxonomy places the organism in Eukaryota, Dinophyceae, Suessiales, Symbiodiniaceae.
AUGCGCCGUUUCUGGCGCUUCGCCACCUUCGCCACCUUGCUGGGCGUGCGUGGCGUGCGUGGCGUGCGUGGCGACUGGCUCUUGGAACAAAACCCCAGUUGUUGGACAGAUGGAUACAGCUAUGCACGUUGCUGCGGCCAGCAAAGUGCACCUGAUUGCUUUCCAGGUGGGCCUUUGCCACAUACCCGUGAACGUUGCUGCAGCAGUCCCUGUGGUCCAAAGCUGCGGCGAAGGAUCAAAGAACUUCCAAGAACUGUUUGUCCAAGGCGGCGUUUGUCGAAUACGACCUUGGUGACUGGCUUGUGGAACCUCCACAGAGAGGCAUGGCCUUCGCACGCUCGCUACCAGGAAGGGGAUGGGCAUUCGUUCAAGAAGUAUUUCCAGUGGAUGGAGCAAUUGCUGCAAAAGCCGCAGGCUCUUCUAAUCUUUGCCGAUGCUGAGACCAUUGCCUUUGCAGAAAAGCACCGCAGAAGGCACCGUAUGCUGACCUGUUUGGUUGAGGUGCCGCAAGAGGAUUUGCCACAGAUGCGCUGGAAGGAUGCCUACGAAGAGGCACAUGCUGAGAACCGUCGCAAACUGCCUGGUGACAUGCGUCCUGAAGUGAUUCAAUCCACGUAUACCAUGGUGGUGAACUCAAAGCCAGAGCUCUUGGCUUGCGCAGCGCACUGGAAUCCUUUUCGCUCACAGACCUUCGCUUGGGUGGAUGCUGGCGUUGCAAGGCCCGUGGUUCUAACACCAACAUACAUCAACAAUCCAAGUGCUGAACGUGCUGAACGAGCUGCGUCCUCCGCAGCUCUGAAGUUUGCAAGACUUCAAAAGGAUACAAAUCACAAUUUGGAGUUGGUCAGCCUUGUCGCCCAUGGAGAGAGUGGCUUUGUUUGGCGUGGCAGGAAGAAGAACGACGGCAACCACAGCGUUAUCGUAAAAUUCCGGUGUUGCAAAGACUUGUGCGAAGGCGACAAUGUUUGUAGAGGACAGAAAGUGGUGAAUGAGAUGAAAGCUGAAUGUGAAGCAGGCUACGCGGCAUUUCAACGCGCUCCCGACUUAGUGGCCGCUUGCGUGGAAGACUUGGAGGAGCUCCGAGCAGAACCGCGAAAAAAGCCGUUCAUCGUCUUAAAAGACGUUGGGCACUACUUGAAUGCGCAAGAAACUCUGGAAGAAUUCCUCCGUCAGGAUCAACUCAGCAAUCACUUGCUUCUCUGUCACCUCUUGCGUGCAGUCCAUGCCUUUUUGGAUCCUGCAGAUGGCUGGAGUUUGGUACACAUGGAUUUGACCACUGCGAAUAUCAUGUGGGAUCCGAGGUCUUUGACUUUGCAGCUGAUUGAUUUCAGCCAAAUGGACCUCUGCACGGCAGUUGUCGCGACAAGAACUGGAGUUCGUGGUCACUGUCUUCCAAAGCAUUACUUGAAAGACCUCAAGAAGGAGUUGGUGCAUUUGGCAUUGCUGGCUGACGUGUACGGAAGCUCCGCCCAGGAGGUUUGUUUCAAACGAAUUCGGCAGAUGAAUUUUGAGAAAUCCAGAGCCCAACGACAUGCCACAGAUGAUUUUGUCGCCAAAUCAUUGGGACGGACCUGUUCCUCCUUGAUCUCUUCCUGGACAUGGAAGUUUCUACAGUGGAUGGGCGAUUUGGACCGUCGCAUUGUGGAACUCACCGCCUCAAAGGGAUUGAUCCCUGUGGCAGAAGUCUUCCAGGCCGAGCAGUAUGAAACAGCUCCCUGGAGCUUGCUAGAAAUGUCAAAGAUCUACAAGUUGGUGGACAGCGACCCAUUGUGCUGCCCGAAUGCAAUGCUUGGGAAAGGGGCGGACGCGUUCUCAAAUUGUUUGGUUGUUGUGAAGGUCGGGAGGCGCAUGUGGCUGAUCUUUGACUUUCGCGAGAAAUUGAAGCGACUGCAACAUGGGACAACCUAUGAUUCGUCUGUUCUACUAGGAGGCCGUGAAGGAGUUCUGCUCUACGCUCUGUGGUUCCAAUGGGCCAUCGAGCGCUAUUUGGCAGAGAAGGUCAUGGACGAUGAGCAAAGUAUCAUCGCGGAGAUUUGGUGGACGGGCCUAUUUCGGAUUCAAGGUUUCUACGGAAUGGGUUGGGCUGAGGUCUUGGCACGAAUGCUGAUGGCAGAUGCGCCUGUGGGCACUGGAGGCACGCUGCUCGUUUGGGGCGGUGGUUUGGUGACACUCCGUGUCUUGAUCAUCUCCAGAACUUUGCAGCAUGCCCAUGGCACGUCAUAUCCGCAGUGCCUUCCAGAUGCAGUCCCCGAAAGUGAAAGAAAAAGCCUGGUCGGCGAGCAGGGCUUGUACCCCAUCGGCAUUUGGGUCAAUGGUUGGCCUGCUGGAUAUGUGACUGCAGCAGUGGUGCGCAUUCUUCUGGCAGAAAAGAUUGGUUUCAACACGGUGGAAAGAGGCCCUGGACCAAGCACUGUGGACGGAUUCUAUGCCCUCACAGGCUGUGCGACUCCGACCAACGUUCAGGACCGUGGAUGUUCCGCAUCUAUGACGACACAGAACCACAUCAGCGUCGAGGGCUGGACCGAGGCAUAUGCUUCAACGUGGGCAGCCAUAGAGCGUGAUUAUCCGCAAAAUGCACCACAGAACCUGGGCAACAUGGGCUACUUGGGCAAGACUUCCAUGUACUUGCCAUCCAACAUUCAACAAGCUGCGUACAACGAAGAAGGUCUGAUCUUGGAGUUCUACCGAGGCUUCAAUGUCAGUUGGACAUCUGCAGCCAAGUAUUUUGAUCCACCGAGCUCGGUGGACAAAUCUUUGUUGAAGCCUUGUCAGGAAACGCGGCUUAUGGUCAGCCAGGCCAUGACGCAUUACGUGGAGUUCACAGCGGACUGGGAUGGCGUAGAGACGGUGACUGCGGAGACAGGCACGACGAUCAAAGGCAGAUGCUGGGAUGGUUACUUCUGGUACCCACCGGCAUGCCGAGAUGAUGCAUCAAAGUGCGUGAUCUUCUUCACCGGAGGUUGGAACAUGGAAGAAACGAUGCAGAAGGCAGCGGGUUGGAACAUGCCUUUGUCUCCGGUUGUUGCAAUCGAUUGGGACCGCUUCACCAAGCUGCCGCUGCAACAUCGCAGUACUUUCUACUGGUGGGUGCCUGAUCCAACCUUCCUUUCCUUGAAUCCCAUGGAGAUUACCUUCCCUCCGUUUGAUCGAACAGCAUUUGCGCGUGGAGAUCAACGAAAUUCCCUGUCAGCUUUAUCUAUAGAUAAGUAUGUCAGCAAGGACCUGCAAGCCUUGGCUCCUUCUGCAGAACAACUGGUUCGAAAUUUCCUCAUUGACAUGGAAGCUGUCAAUGAGAUGCUGCGAGAUCAGCUUCAAACAGGGGGCUCGCAUUCUGAUGUAGCUUGUCGAUGGGUUCAAAGACAUGCGGAUAUUUGGCAAACUUGGUUGCCUGACCCCACCAAGUGCUUUGCCGGCUUUGGCCUGUAUCAUCUAGCAACCAAGAGCUUCAUGCAAGAUCGGAGCAAUACGAGUGGGUUGACCUGCCAAGCAUGUCCGUCAGGUAGGUUCUCUUCUAAAUUGAUUGACGAGGAUUUGACUUUUGUUUGUCGUCCUUGUCCAUCGGGCAGCAAGCAAGCUUCGGGUGCUUCGUUGCAGUGUGACCCUUGCAAUGCGGGGGAGUACCAGGAUGUGAACGGCAGCACGUCCUGCAAGCGCUGUCGGCUUGGUCACUACCAAGAUCAAGAAGGUUUCACCGGAUGCAUAAAGUGCCCCCUGGGCACUUCAACCUACAGUGUCGGUGCGGCAUCGCUUCGUGAUUGCGUAUGCACAGAAGGCACCAUAGACACGGAGACGUCGGCCAACAUUUCUGGUGACAGUUCAGGCCAAGGUCAGGCUCACUGCGUGCCAUGCAGUGAAGGUUUACAUUGCCCCCUUGGAUCAAACCUUACAUCAUUGAAGACAGGAGAGUCGAUUGUGGGCGAAGAAUUCGUUCCAAAGCUUCUGAAAGGAUAUUUCAGCACGGAAGAAAAGCCCAUUGAAGUUUUCAAAUGCCAGAGCUCAGAGCAUUGCCUUGGCGGCAUGCCUGGACAGUGUGCCGGUGAACGUGAAGUGACUUCGAUUCCCUGUGCAGAUUGUCCUCGGGGGACAUCGUGGAGUGGUGAUGAGUGUGUUGUUUGCUCUGGUGGUGUCGGUGUCAUGUGGUCUUUUGCUUGCUGCUUGUUCUUUCUUGGUCUGACCAUUGCCUUCUAUGUGAUGAGCCCAAAGAUAGCCGCCACAGCAACACCAGUGGAAGCGAUGGGGAUGAUUGUUGGCAUCACUGGAUGCUUAUGUCAAUCCAUUGCAAUUGUAGGGUUGACCACGGUCACGUGGCCAGAGGCGUUCAAAGCUAUUGCUGGUCCGUCUCAGGUGCUCUUGCUUGACCUCGAGGGUUUUGCCAUCACAUGCUUCAUCAGUGUACCUACAUCACUGCGCUACAUUGGGACCACUUUGCUUUUCCCUGCCGGGGUUCUUUGGUUACUCCUUUGCUUCCUCAUGACUUCAUGGUUGCCAUGGCUUCGCAAGUUAUGCAAGAUCAAACCGAAGCAAUCAUGGGUCAGGACAAUGAACGUCAUUGGGCAUUUUUUGCAAGAGGGCUUUGGUACCAUGAGCGCGUUGGCGUUGAAGCCUCUGAUGUGCUAUGAGCAUCCGAAUGGGGAACAAAGCCUGCUGAAACAUGCAGGGGUCUUUUGCAAUAGCGGGGAGCAUUCGGCGAUGAUGGUUACCGGCCUGGUGUUGCUCAUUUCCUUUGUAUUGGGCUUCUUAGGGGUGUGCACCUGGGCAGUAUGGAACAUUCCCAAGUGGAGUAUCAGCAAGACUCAAAGAGUUGCUGGGUUUUCAUUCUUGGUCAAUCGCUUCACGAUGUACCGCUGGUGGUAUGGGGUGCCAAUUUUGGCUCGUGGGACAUUGCUGUCAUCGUGCGUAGUUAUUGCAACAGAUUUCCCUCCAGCCCAAGCAGCAAUGGUAACGCUUGUCAUUUCAUCAUUCUUGUUGUCGCACAUGCGAUUGCUGCCUUGGAAAACUCCGGUGGUGAAUUUGCUAGAGGGCUGGGUCCUAUCGAUGCUGCUGUUUCAAGUUGCUAUCACGCCAACAUUCAAGGGAGGAAAGCCUUCCGAUAUUGAGAACUUCAAUGAAAGAGUCUCACUCAUCUUGCUGUCUUCAAUCGCAAUUUCGCUGGCCCUUAUUGCCUUAGCUGUGGCGCUGACAAUUCUUUCUGAAUUGACAGCGAGAAAAUGUGCAAAUGGUGCAUUCACCGGCGAUUGGGUGGUCCUGAACUUGGGUCGACGGCCAGAUAGUCAAGUGCUCCUGGAGAAGAUCAAGCAGGUGGCCCAAGAACUUCUUGCAGUCGAACCCGAAAUUGCUCACAAAGGAUUUCUUUCGCUGCAUCCAGGGGACGUUGCGCGCAUCUCUGAUUCCAUCGACAUGAUCUCUACAGACCUGCUUGGGACGUACCAUACGAAUGCCAUUUCAAUGAACAGGGUCAUCACGUUUUCGACGGCCCAUCAAAGGGUGCGAGCCUCCUUGACGCCGGGUGAAGUUGCUGAGGGAUUUGACGAAGUUUCCGACCAAUCUUCCAGCGAAGUGGCCAGCGAAGCGGCUAGCGAAGUGGCCAACGAAGUGGCCAACGAAGUGGCUUCAAAACUCUUCAAGAGCCACCCAGCCAAAGGCAAAGGCGACUCUUAUUUGGCGCUGCUUGGCCUUGACUUCAAGUUUGUUGAAGAAAGAGUUGUGAACCAAAUCACGGACGAAGAAUUGGAGCUCAUUUUGUUGUCGGCGUUUGCUUUGGAAACCAAGGAUUCCGAGGCUCAAAGUGCUUUGCGAAGAGCGCAAGGAACUGGCGUCAAAAAGGUGACAACAGCCUCCAGGAGCGAGCUGGGUGGAACGAGGAAAUACGACGGCGGAACAGAUGAUCGAGUGCAGACUGCUGCAGCAUUUGUGACGCUCCUUCGUGAGCUUGGUCAGGAUGAGAAGGAAGUCGCCGCUUUACGCUCUGGGCUGGCACACUAUAUGUCCUGCUUCGAGGCGCAAAUCAAUCGAUCCAAGACAUGA